AUGGGCACCUGCGGGCAGAGUUCGACAUCGCCAGGCGUAGCCGCGACGCCAGCCAACCACAGGUUUGCCCCGCGACACCUCUUGCAUGCAUGGAGGGAUCUUCGCUGCCUAGAGCCGACCCGCGCCUCACUCCGCGACCCAAAUGUCACAGAGAUCCAUCCGGUUGCGGCUGUCGCCCCUCCUCGCUUCGUGCUCUGUUCGCCUUCGCCCGAUGCCCCAGCCCAGCCCUGCCCCGCGCUGCCCUGGCUCUGCCUUGGCCCACCCUCUGCUUCUGCCCGUCGCCCCGUCUGCACCCCAGAUCGCCCCCUUGCCGCCGCCGCUGCCGUCCCUCUGUGGACGGGCGAACUCUUGCUCGCCUCUCCUGGACGCCGUCGUCGUCGUCGCCGUCGCCAUCACUGCCAUCCGCUCCUCACCUCCUCACCAUCACCAACACACCCUUUCGCCGUCGUCGGCACCCUUUCCGGUCCCUAUUCUCCACCAUCCGACGUCGCCGACACCGACCGCCACUCAACCUCGACGUCGACACCGGUUCGUGGCUUCAACAUCGACUCAUCCGUCUCAGCAAGAACGCCUCGCCUCGCACGCUCUCUUUCGACACCAUCCGGCUGCCCGAGUCCAUACAAUAUAGACCUGAGCUCGGGCGCUGAGUCCCCCAUCCUCAUCAUGGCGGACGACGGCUACGGCUCCCGCGAAAACCUCCGUCGGCGCUCCGCUGCCCAGAGCGUCGACUCCGACAAUGCCCAAGGCGCAGGCUACUACCAGCCCGGCCAACCCAUCGGUUUCGUCCGCGCUCGUGGCACCCCCUACGAGAAAAAGUACUUCUCCAGGAAGCUCGGCUACUGCUGUCUCUUUGUCGCCCCCGGUGUCCUCCUCGUCACCCUGGCCAUCACCCUGCUCCCCGUCCUCUACGCCGUCGCCAACCAUGCGCUCCACACCGCCGUGCUCCAUGUAGAGCAGUCCAACAUCACCAACCCUGGCAACACCUCCUUCCCGCUCACCCUCCAGGGUCAGACCAAGAAGGUCGGCAUCUUCCCCGCUCAUCUCUACUUCCGCGAGCCCGUCCAGGUCUACUGGGUCCUCCCGCCCCAGCCCGGCCAGGUCGCCUCGCCCGAAACGCUCACCGAGAUCAACCUCGGCCAGUUCCGUCUCGACUACAUCGGUGCCGCCGCCGGCCACGCCCGCAUCAAGCAGGCCACCAACUUUGAGAUCAACGACGUCGAAGGCUUUGGCGAGUUUGCAAAGUUCCUCAUCUCGCAGCCCGAGUUCACCUGGAAGCUCAACUGCUCCAGCGUCCACGCAGAGGCCUUCUCCUUCCUCCCCACCUACAAGAACCUCGUCUUCAACAAGCACAUCAUCAUCAAGGGCUUCAACAACUUUGAGGAUGUGCAGAUCUUGGACUUCCAGCUGCCCGGCAACGACCCCGCUGGCGGCGUCUCGCUCUCGGUCACCACCUCGCUCGUCAACCCGUCGCCCUUCGGUGUCCAGCUCGGCACGCUCGACCUCGGCCUCUACUACCAGGGCAUGUACCUCGGCCCCGCCAGCACCACCAACCUCAACGUCACCACCGGUCGCAACGUCAUCACCCUCAACGGUCGCCUCGUCCCGCACAACGACAACGCCACCGAGCUCGACCUGCUUGGCAAGCUCUUCACCGGCUACAUCAACGGUCAGACCCUCCCCACCCAGGCUCGCGGUGUUUCCGUCCGCCAGGCCAACGGCGACAACAUCGGCUGGCUCAGCUCCGGUAUCAGCGCCCUCGAGCUCGCCGUGCCGCUCAAGGCGCCCCAGCCUAUCAACCCGAUCAAGAGCAUCAGCAUCGGCUCCCUCGCGCUCGUCUACACGUCUGAGACCGCCUACAACCCUACCGCAUUCUCGAGCGCCCUCUCGGCCGUGCUCGGUCUGCCCUUCGGUUUCUCGCUCUCCAUCGUCAAUACCGCCAACACCUUCACCAUCCUCUUCGACGGCGCCCAGGUCGCCACCAUCAACUCGGCUUACUCCAACACCACCACCGAGCUCUCGAUCGUCAGUGCCGGCCAGACCGCGGGUACGCUCAACCUCACCUUGCCGCCUUCGGAGCUCACGCUUGCCAACAACACCGCGGCUGCACGCAAGGAGUUGGAGAAUUUCCAGACCUACCUCACCCUCAGCAACGGUACGGCCAUCCGCCUGCAGGGUGAGGCCAAGGCCAUCACCGACACGCCCCUCGGUCGCGUCCUGCUCGACGGCAUCAUCUUUGACGUCGACAGUGGUCUGCUCGGUCUGCAGGGUCUCAAUGCUUACCCGACGCUCAUCACCAGCGUCGACGUGACGGGCGGCACCAACGACGGCAUCCUGCUCAGCGUCGGCACCACGCUCGUCAACCCGUCCAACCUCAACCUCACCAUCGGCGACAGCAACUUCCAGCUGGUCAACCAGGUCGUGCUCGGCACCGUCACCAUCCCCGGCCUCAACCUGAUGGCCGGCAGGAACGACGUCAACGCCACCUCGGUCUUCAACCCCAACGCCGACCCCAGGGGUCUCGACACGCUCAACCGCUUCAUCGCCGGUCUCGACACCGAGCUCGGCAUCAACGGUUUCGAUGGUUCGACCGCCGUGUCGUCGCUGCUGCCGGCGCUCUCGCAGAUCCGCCUCAAGGCGACGCUGCCCGGUCUCAAGACCUCGCUGGUGCGCUCGGCCAACCUCACCGUGCUCGACUCGACCGGCAUCACCAACAACAUCGCCAGCUCCACCGUCUUCCUCAACAACCCCUUCACGGCGCCGCUCACCAUCACCCGCAUUCGCUCCAACGUCACCUCGCACGGCAUCUUUGUCGCCAGCAUCGACACGCCGCUCAACUUUAACGCCCAGGGCCGUGCCGUGACGCAAUCGCCACCCAUCGACCUCGGCCUCAACUUGUACCCGCCCGACAUCUUCGCGCUGGUUCGCGCCCUGGCCAUCCAGAGCGGUCAGAACCCGGCGUACAUUGAUGGUGUCGUCCAACUCGGCGGCUACACGCUCACGCCCACCACCUCGGCCAACUCGCGCCGCUCGCUCGGCGCAGACGAUGCCACGUACGACUACGAGGAGGACAACGAGCUGGCGCACGCCAUGAUGGACGGAGUCAACAACGUCGAGACGCUCGCCAACGUCGCCGAGUGGGCCGAGCGCGACGAGCCCGAGGCGCUCGAGGAGGCAGGCACGCUCAAGAAGCGCGCCAACCUGUACACUGGCUUCGACCUGCCCACAUACAUCAGCCGUGCCUUCAACUCGGCCACCGCCAACCUCGAGAUCGUGUCGGACGCCAGGAUCGGCGACUACGAGACCACGCUCACGUUCGCCCAGCAGAACGUGCCGCUCGGCACCGAUGUGACGCUCAACAAGCUGCUCCCCGUGCUUGCCAGCCCCAUCGUGCAGAAGAUCGUCGACAACGCCAUCCUCAACAUCGACCGCGUCACGAUCCUCAACCCGCAGCAGAACACGUUCCAGACGGCGCUCCAGGGCACCAUCACCAACUCGGGUCCCUUCGACGCGACCAUCUACUUUGCCAACGGUCUCGACGUCACCUGGAACGGCCGUCUGCUCGGUCGCAUCGCCAUGCCCAACGUCUCGCUUGCGGGCGACGUCGGCGCAACGCUUGAGAUCAUUGCUGAUUUCGCGGUUGCUGACGUCGGAUACCUCACCGAGUUCACGCGCUACCUGCUCACCGAGCAGAGUUUCGUGUGGAACAUUGCGGGCAACGGUCUUCAGGUCGCCGCUCUGGGUAUCGAGGUCGGCAGCAUCUCGAUCUCCAAGAACGUCAUCCUCAGCGCCUUCAACGGCCUGCGCAACAGCGUCAUCAUCAACUCGUUCGACCUGCCCUCCAACGACCCUGCGGGUGGUAUCCACCUUACAGCCGCCACGACCAUCUACAACCCGUCGCAGGUGGGUGUGCAGCUGUCGCGCUUCGGUGUAAACCUCGACCGUAACAGCACCUACAUCGGCCCCUCGGCAGCGCAGGACACGUUUGUGCUGCAGGCGCUUGCCGUCACUACGCUCCCGCUCGUGGGUCGAUUGGUGCCCCAGUCGUCCGACCAGGGUCUUGCGGUCCUUUCCGAGAUCUUCACGCGCUUCGUGGCCAACCAGAACACGGACGUCAUGGUGCUUGGUGACUAUGCUGGUCCCGAGAGUGUCACGUGGCUCAACGACGGCAUCAAGUCGCUCGCCGUGCGCGUGUCGCUGCCAUCGCAGCAGUUCACAGUCAUCCGCACCAUCUCGAUCAACCAGAUCUCGCUCUUCUUCACGCAGCAGACCGCGUACAACCCGCCGUCGAGCUCUAACAACACGCAGUCCGAGUUCUUCCUCCCCUUCAACUUCCCGGUCGACAUCCAGCAGGUCGGAGGUGGCUUCAUCGCCGGCUACCAGGGUCAGGACAUGGCCGUGCUCGACAUUCCGCUCUCGCCCUCGAUCACCGACGUCACCGCGCGCAUCCUCACGCUCAUGUUCAGCAACGUGCCCUUCGCCGUGUACAACAACCAGCACCCGAGGUUCUCGCAGUUCUUGGCCGACACCACCGCCAGCAACCAGGUCACCUUCAACCUCAACGGUCGCGCCAACACCAAGGCAAGCACGGCGGCAGGUGUGGUCACCAUCAGCAACAUCCCCUUCAACGUCGACACCAACCUGUUGGGUCUGCAGAAUCUCAACGCGCGUCCGGCGGUGGUGUCGAAUCUGGACGUGUUCCACGGCUACCCGUCCUACCUCCAGAUCAACGUCGACACCACGCUGUUCAAUCCGUCGGACAUCACCAUUGGCACGGGCGACGUGACUUUCCAGGUCUACUUCCUGAACCGUCUCAUCGGCACUGCCGUCAUCAACGGGCUGGUGCUGGUGCCGGGCACCAACAUCGUGCCGACCCAGGUGCGUUACUCGCCGCAGGGCGCCGAGAACACGCGUGCCGGUCAGACGCUGCUCGAGAACUACGUGCAGGGCAUCGUCUCGAACGUCAUCAUCCAGGGUACACGCGACACGACGCCCAUCGACUCGCUCAAGCAGGCGCUCUCGGGCAUCCGCCUCAACGCCGACAUCCCGCCGCUCAGGCAGCUGCUCAUCACCGUUGCCAGGCUCGUCAUCCCGCCCAACAUCGCCCAGACCGGUAUCGCCCAGGCCAACUUCGACCUGCGCAACCCCUUCACCGCGUCCAUCAACCUGCUCAAGGUCAAGGCCGAUGCGUCGUACCAGGGCAUCUUCCUCGGCGAGAUCAACCAGGACCUGUCGAGCAACCCGAUCCGUGCGCCCGGCCACACCACCAUCACGUCGCGCUUCCUGCCGUUCAACUUCGACCUGGACCCCAAGAACCUCAUCCGCUUCGUCCAGGCCGCCGCGGCGACGACCGGCACCGAUCUUGGCCCGCUCCCGCCGCUGUUCGCCCAGGUGCUCGAACAGGCGUCGACGCAGACGACCAUCAGCCCGUACCCGGACUUCAACCCACCCAACUGCAGGUCGGGUCAGCAGUUCGACGUGCUUGGCGCUGUUCUGCGCACGCUGCAGGGCCUCACGACGACGCUCAACGUGCAGUCGAGCGACAAGCUGGACGACUACUUCACCAACCUCAACUUCGUCCAGCAGCCCGUGCCGACGCAGACGGACCGCACCGCGCUGUACCUGCUCGGCCCCGCAGGUGCGCCGAUCGUGCAGAACAUUGUCGACCAGGCCGUGCUCACCGUCGCCAUCGCCAACAUCACCAGCGUCACCAACACCGGCUUCGACGUCUCGCUCUCGGGCUCUCUCACGGGCACCGGUCCGUUUGACGCGCAGAUCGAGUUCACCGAGCCGCUGACGGUCACGUGGCAGGGCAGGAACAUCGCCAAGCUCUCGCUGCCGCCCAUCUGUGCGUUUGCUAACGUCGGCGUGCCCAACCUGGUCACGAGCGGCCACUUGACCAUCACCAACCUUGGCGCGUUCACCGACUUUGCCAUCUACAUUCUGGCCAACCCGGGCUUCCAGUGGACCGUCUCGUCGAACAGGCUCACCGUGCGUGCGCUCGAGAUCAUCUACAGCAACGUCAUCAUCUCGAAGAACAUCGACUUCCGCGCAUUCAACGGCCUGCCAGGCGUGACGACGUUCAACUUCGACGUGUACGGCGAGACGAGCAACGCGCUGCUCAUCCGCACCGGCGCCUCGAUCCCGAACCCGGCCACGCUGGGUAUCCAGCUGGACACGGCCAACUUCGAGAUCUUCUUCAUGGGCACCGACAUCGGUCCGGUCAGCUCCGCCAACCUCUUCCUUGCCGCGCUCGCCACCACCAACACGACGCUCCAGGGCCAGAUCACCGCCAAGUCCGGCCGCGACCUGCAGAACACGGGUAUCCUCUUCACCAACUUCUUGCAGGGCAGGACGCAGAUCCUCCAGGUCAAGGGUGUCUCGGUGGUGACGCAGGCCAACGGCAACCAGCCCGUCAACUGGCUCAGCGCCGCCUUCCGCACGCUCACCCUCAACGUCGCGCUGCCCGGCCAGAUUUACCAGAUCAUCUUCUCGAUCACGCUGUCGGAUCUCACCGUGUUUGUCAACGGCAACCCGGCGGACUCGUACGUUAUUCCGUCGAGCUCCAACUCGACGAUCGCGACGUUUGCAAAUCCGUUCAUGUUCAGCCUGCAGCCGAUCCAGGCGUCGCCGCACAUCAACCUCUCGUACGCGGGUGGCGACACGGCGUACCUCGACCUGCCGCUGGCCAACGUGCAAGCCGGCACGUCGCGCGGCCCGCAGGACUUCCAGGCGCUGCAGCUCAUGUGGCGCAGACAGAACAUCGUCGCGGUCGACAGGCCCAACUUCCAGGCGUUCUUCGCUCAGCUCACCGACACGCCUCGUGGCCAGUUCGACCUGCGCGGUGGCACGGACGUCGUGGCCAAGACGGUGAUCGGCAACAUUCCCAUCGGCGGCAUUCCGUUCAACGUGACCACGACGCUCGCUGGUAUCAACAGCUUCAACGGCGUCGCGACGCUGUCGGACGUCUCCGUGAGCAGCGGUACGCCGGCGUUCCUGUGGGUCCCGCUCAAGGUGGCGCUCACGAACCCGUCCAACCUGACGGUCUUCACCAACGAGGUGUUCCUGCCCGUCAUCUUCUCGGGCACCUUCGUGGGCCGCGCCGAGAUUCCCGUGCUGGGCCUGAUUCCGGGCGACAACCUGGUGCAGUCGUACUUCUACUACGCGCCCGUCAACGCCAACGACACGACGGCUCAGCGCCUGCUGCAGCAGUACGUCCAGCCCGACGAGGCGAACGGUGGAAAGCAGAUCUCCCAACUCACCAUCGACGGUUCGCAGAGCCCGGUGGGUCAAGGCAAUCUCACGCCGUACGACUCGCUGCGUCCGGCGCUGGCAGGCGUCAAGCUGACCACCCAGCUCGAGGGUAUCGCCUCGCGCAUCGUCACGCACAUCAACGUCUACCUCACUGCGCAGACGCUGCUGACGGGUCUGGCGGGCCUGCUCAACCCGGCCGCUUCGCCUCCCAUCGUCGAGAUCGAUGUGACCGCGGUCAAUGCUCUCGACACCAAUCUGUACCUUGUUGCGCUGCAGACUUCGGCCAAGAGGACGGGCGAGACGCCUCGCGACGCCACGAACCCGGAUGCGCGCGUGUCGUACACGUUCCCCAACGGCGGCUUCGAGAUCCCCGUGGGCGGAGCCGAGGUGACAUCGCCGAGGGUGCCCAAUGUGGUGCUGCCCAAGGGUCUGAUUGCGUCGCUGCCCGUGAUUGGUCAGAACCUGGACAUCUACAACAACCUGCCCGUGCGCAUUGGUCCCUCGGUGGGCGACAGCUACCUGGUGCCGGGUCUCAACUACAACGAGUUCAACAUCCCGACGGACUAUGCGUUGUCGCUCGGCGGAGUGAACAUCCCGCUGGGACCUGUGGAGGACAUCUUGGGUCUGCUGGGCCAGAUUGCGGCGGCCGGUGUGGAUCUGACGCAGAUCCUCGGCGGCACGCUCACGCAGCUCGCGCAGGGCAACGUGAUUGGCGGCUUGAGCACGGCGACGCAGGGCGUGCUGUGCGAGAUCACCAAGCUCACGCCCGGUCUGGGCUUGUCGAUUCUCAACCCCAUUCUCAACCAGGCCAAGUGUCCCAAUGCGCCCGGCUCGUCGUCGUCGGCGGUAUCCGCCUCGUCGACCGCCAACCCGGUGGCGUCAUUGGCAGACGGUGCAAGCUCGGUGGUCUCGUCCGUUACCGAGGCCGCUGCCGGUGCGGUGAGCACGCUCACAUCGGCUGGCGGCGGUGUAGUCAGUGCCCUCACGCAGGCGCUCGGCGGCGGUAGUGCAAGCCCAGCCGCUGCCACGGCGUCGUCAUCGUCGAGUGGUGGCGGCGGCCUUCUGGGUCUCGGCACCCUCAUUCGCAGAGCCGAACCCACAGCCUCACCACACUAUCUCUAG
Molecule: messenger RNA, 8373 nt
Organism: Moesziomyces aphidis
Lineage: Eukaryota; Fungi; Basidiomycota; Ustilaginomycetes; Ustilaginales; Ustilaginaceae
Source: the annotation of a GenBank genome assembly